Molecule: messenger RNA, 522 nt
Organism: Dictyostelium discoideum AX4
Lineage: Eukaryota; Evosea; Eumycetozoa; Dictyosteliales; Dictyosteliaceae
Exons: 2
Coding region: 1-522 (173 amino acids)
Biological process (GO): CAAX-box protein processing; CAAX-box protein maturation
Cellular component (GO): endoplasmic reticulum membrane
Molecular function (GO): endopeptidase activity; metalloendopeptidase activity
Source: RefSeq, a predicted model, not a curated record
AUGGUAUUAUUUUUAGGACCAAUGGUAAUGGAUACUGAUUUUUUAAAUAUAUCAUAUGACUUGGAAACACUUCGUGAUAUAAUUGUUGGACCAUUAGUAGAGGAAUUAGUUUUUAGAUCAGUUAUAUGUCCAAUAUUAUUUUUUGGUGGAUUUAGUCAACGUUAUAUUAUUAUAUUAUCACCAUUUUUAUUUGGAUUUGCACAUGCUCAUCAUAUUUUUCAAAAAGGAAAUUAUUUUAUAAAUCUUAUUAAAGUACUCUUUCAAGUUUGUUUCACCUCUUUAUUUGGAAUGUAUUCAGCAUUCCUUUUCUUUAGAACUGGUAAUAUUUUAGCAUGUUUCAUUGUUCAUUCUUUUUGUAAUAUUAUGGGUUUACCUGAUUUUGGUGGUAUUUCUGAUCAUGAAAAUAAAAAAGUCGUUGGUACAUGUUUUAUAAUUGGAUUAAUUGGAUUUAUUUUUGGUGUUUUACCAAUAACAAAUCCAAAUUAUUAUGGUUCAAUUUAUAAUUUAUUAGAAGUUUGGUAA